Molecule: messenger RNA, 1086 nt
Organism: Paracoccidioides lutzii Pb01
Product: Poly(A)+ RNA export protein
Exons: 2
Coding region: 1-1086 (361 amino acids)
Biological process (GO): transcription-dependent tethering of RNA polymerase II gene DNA at nuclear periphery; RNA export from nucleus
Cellular component (GO): nuclear pore
Molecular function (GO): ubiquitin binding; RNA binding
Source: RefSeq, a predicted model, not a curated record
AUGGCGCUUUUCGGCACGGCAACAUCCACCACGGCGGUCUCCAACACCGCCGGAGACCUCUCGAAAGAUGUAGCUCUCAACUCCCCCCCCGAAGACAGUAUUUCCGAUCUUGCCUUCUCGUCGGUGAGCGAUCAUCUUGCCGUUGCCUCAUGGGAUAAGAAAGUUCGCAUAUACGAGAUCAACGAGCAGGGCCAGAGUGAGGGCAAGGCCCUUUUUGAACAUGAAGCACCAGUCUUGAACUGCUGCUGGUCGCCUGAUGGCACCAAGGUCGUUGGUGCCGGUGUCGACAAAGCUGCGCGCAUGCUCGACCUCCAGGCAAACGCAACAUCUCCCGUCCAAGUGGCCGCCCACGACGCCCCCAUCAGAUGCUGUGCCAUGAUACAAAACCCAGGAAACUCCUCCCAACCCCUCCUAGUAACAGGUUCAUGGGACAAAACCGUCAAAUUCUGGGACUUGCGCCAAUCGACACCAAUCGGCACGCUCGAAUGUCAAGAACGGGUCUAUACCAUGGACGUGAAAAACAAGCUCCUAGUAAUCGGCACAGCAGACCGCUACAUCAACAUCGUCAACCUCGACCAGCCCACGAAGUUCUACAAGACAAUGCAGUCGCCGCUGAAAUACCAGACGCGCGUCGUGAGCUGUUUCACUGACGCGACAGGGUUUGCCAUGGGCAGUAUCGAGGGCCGCUGCGCCAUUCAGUACGUCGAGGAUAAAGACUCUAGCUCGAACUUUAGCUUCAAGUGCCACCGUGAGAGUCCUUCCAAUACGCGGGAUGUUAGUAAUGUCUACUCUGUCAACUCAAUCGCGUUUCAUCCUGUGCAUGGUACCUUUAGCACGGCCGGCAGUGAUGGCACGUUUCACUUCUGGGAUAAGGACGCCAAACAUAGACUUAAGGGCUAUCCGGCUGUGGGAGGGACGAUUUCGAGUUCCGCGUUCAACAAGACAGGGAAUAUUUUUGCGUAUGCCGUUAGCUACGAUUGGAGUAAAGGGUAUACGAAUAAUACGCCACAGACUCCUAAUAAGGUUAUGAUGCAUCCCGUCGUGCCGGAGGAGGUCAGGCCGCGUCCUGGCGCGAGGCGGAGAUGA